Molecule: messenger RNA, 4430 nt
Organism: Heterobilharzia americana
Lineage: Eukaryota; Metazoa; Platyhelminthes; Trematoda; Strigeidida; Schistosomatidae
Source: the annotation of a GenBank genome assembly
GGCGUGAAACUGAAAGCUGCAAUUUUACUAUACAUUCCAGUUUGUUUGCAAACAUUAUGGAACAUUCAAAAACUUGGCAUAUUUCAAUGCAUGUACAAUCAGCACAUUAACUAAGAAGGAGAAAAUGAAACAUUGUACUUCAUGCCAUUAAAAAUUUGUUGCAAUUCGAUUCGUUGUUGUCUUUGUCCACCGUCUGGUUAUACACACUAAUAAGAUUUGUGUAAUUGCCAAUGGUUGACAAAGGAUGUGUACUAGUAACCGGUGGUUCUGGUUUCAUAGGAAGUCAUACAAUUGUGGAACUUCUUAAUGUUGGUUAUAAAGUUAUCGCGUUGGAUAGUUUAUGUAACUCAAAUCUAAAAUGUAUAGAACGUAUUGAAAAAAUCGUUGGAAAACAUCUUCCAUUUUAUAAAGUAGACCUUUUGGAUGAACGGGCUGUGAACGAUGUCUUCGAAAAACAUAAAAUUGACUUCGUAAUCCACUUUGCUGCUUUGAAAUCUGUAUCAGAAUCAACAGAACAGCCUUUACGGUACUAUGAAAAUAAUUUAGUGGGCAUACUGAAUUUGUUGAAGAUAAUGAAAGCACACCAUGUUAAAAAUAUCGUAUUCUCUAGUUCAGCUACUGUCUACGGUGAACCACAGUUCCUACCACUUACUGAGAAACAUCCUAUAGGAGAUUGUCAAAAUCCGUAUGGAGGUACGAAAUUUUGUUCUGAGCUUAUCUUAAAGGAUUUAUAUGCAUCCGAUCAUUCAUGGAAUAUUAUAAGUUUACGUUAUUUUAAUCCAGUUGGCGCACAUCCGAGUGGAUUAAUUGGUGAAGACCCCAAUGGCAUUCCAAAUAAUCUAAUGCCUUAUGUUACCCAGGUGGCUAGUGGUUUAAGACCUACAGUUAAUGUCUAUGGAAAUGAUUAUCCAACAACUGAUGGAACAGGUGUUCGAGACUAUAUUCACGUUGUAGAUUUGGCUAUCGCGCAUACUAUGUCACUAGACAAAAUUAAAGAGAAUUGUGGUCUAAAGGUUUGUAUUGCUGAUUAAAUUGUGAAUAUAUUGAUAUCAAUGUGUCAAUGUAGAUGAUGGAAGUAACUUGUGGAGAUUGGAUUAAAUUAGUAGCAACAUUUAAUUUGGAAUUCAACGUGUGGGAUCCACUAGAGUCUGUGUGUCAUAUGUAUGCCCACUGAUUAGGUCAAGCUCUUGAACUCUAGUCCCGUCCCACGUAAUUCAGUAGGAAUAAAUCUGCACACAAUAAGUGUGUGACUCAUAGCCUAGUGCAUAAAACUUUGUACCAGUUCGGGUUCUUAUAUUAUUUUGUCAUGCAUUAGGAGGUUCUGAAUACAAUCUUGAUAUUGCGUAAACAUAUAGCACAAUUCUGCGUUUUAUGCUCUAAGUCAACUAAGUGUAUGAAUGCUUCAGAUUCGGAUGAUGAUUGUGAUGGGACAAGAAUUUCAGUAGGUAGAUGAACAAUAAGAUUCAUUUAGACAUUAUGGAAUCGCGUAAAGAAGUAUUUAUUGUCAAUUAUCACCUAGCUGUUAUGAUUGUCUACUCUGUGUCACCAAGUUAGAUUCGAUACUCACGGACUAUUCUACAGGAAUAUUUGACAUCUUGAAGCAGUGGCGAUAUAAUAUACUGAUUUGGUGGGGAUAGCUAAUAUAGGUAUUAAUGAUACCGAUACCCACCUUUCAUUAUUGUUGUUCUUACUGAAACUUGGACUUAGCAUUAUCUUUUAAGUUAUUGAUUUUCAAUCGAAAACCGUAUUUGGGGUUUAAUGAGAAAACAUUCAUCUCAAAAUUGUUGUAGGUAAUGUCUAUCGAUAAAAAUAUUCUGUACUUUUGUGUAUGUAGUAGAGCGCGAAUAAUUCAUUCUACUAUCGAAUAUUACUACUUUUAUUUUAUCUGUUAUACCAUUCAAUUAGUCAUAUAACUUGGGAACAGGUGAAGGACAUUCUGUACUGGAAAUGAUUCAUGCUAUGGAGAAAGCUUGUGGCAAAACAAUCCCUUAUACAUUUUGUCCAAGACGACCUGGUGAUUGUGCAACAGUUUAUUCUGAUGCAUCUUUAGCUCUACAAGAGUUAGGAUGGAAAUCAAAAUAUGGAAUUGAUGUAAGUAAAACUAAAUUAAGUACAGUUUAUUUUUUCCAUAUUCAUUUUGUUGCACUUAUGAAAAUAAUGUGAAGAAUACCGUGGACUUAUAUUUCAUGCUUAUUAACACAUUUUCACCAGGAUCUUGAAUUUUGAUGAAGUAGAUGUUUUAGUGUUAGAUGGUGGAGGCCAUUCAGCAGGAAGCCCUGGAGCUUGGUUUCAUUCCUGUUGGGACUUAUCAGUAAGGCGUGUCCGCAACCAUUAUGAGAUUGGUGUUACUUCAAUGAUUCAGUCCUGCAUCAAGGGCUUAGUGACUGAGUUAUUAAAGCCACUUCUGACCUAUUGUAUGAUUGAAUUUUGUACACGAAUUGGUCACACCGAUGGACAACCGAUGCAGCUGUCUAGUCCUUAGUGCUUAGCACUGACCCCAAUAUAUUUAUCAAGUUGCCUUGCAAUAUGACCAAUAAAUGAAGUGAUGCGAGACGGUGGUGUGGGUUAUUUUGGUAUUCUCCCAGAGAUCACAGCUCACCUCAAUCACAGACACUACGAAGUAGCUGUUUGGGUAACAACUGACCUUGUUGAGGAUUGGAUUAGCAACAUUUAUAGAUUUUUUUAAACUGAGUAAUAUCAUACUCUACAGUCUUCAGUUCUGACUGAAUUUCAUUGGUGAUAUACAUCAAGAUACCACUCUAACCUAGUUACCACAAUGUAAAAUUGGUUGAUUGAUUUCGGUCACAUAUGUAAUGAUACUGUUUGUGCUUUAUCGACCACUUGGUGUUAUUUUUUUCCUUUCACUAUUCUUCUUACCCUUUAAAAGGUGACUCAUGAGAUUAAUACAUUUAAAAGGCUUCAUCUCACUAAAAUUGUGUUCAUUUAUGGGUCUUAGUUCAUAUUUUUGUACUCGACUUCUAAUGAACAUGGUAAUUUGAUAUAAAUUAUUUAUGAGCGUGUAAAAUGCAUUUAUUGACCCCUUUAUCAAAUGAUAUAUUGUUUUUGCCUAUUACCAUUCAUAAUUAUAUAUCACUCAUUUGAUAGUUCUAAAAGAGAAAAGUAUUCACCCGAGGGGAUUAUUGUAUACAACCCUUCAUCGUAUCGUCUUCCAUCAGUAUCUUCAUCUUUAAGCCGUAAAUUCACAUUGAAACCACUAUUGUAGCAUUUAUUUAACUUCUGUUAGAUACUUGGACAUUACUUCAGAGGUUUGAAUGACACAAGGUGAAAAGUUCCAAGCAGCUUUUCUUUAUCUUCAUAGAGACUGCCAACCACCGAGUUUGAUACAAGUAACCGGCUAAAUAAGUGAGAUAGUUGAUAGAUUUGAUUGCUCAACCUUUUAUGUUCAAACAAAGCCAAAGUACAAAUUAACUCAACAGAAUUUCCUGUUAUGAAAUAAAAAUGGACUAAUGAAGAUGAUACUUUGAGUUAAAUGCGAAUAAAAGCUGUGCCUUAUCAUCAGCUAUGUGAAUGUAAAUAAAAGGCCUAAUAUAUGUGUGCAUAGACUUCCCUUUUCUGAAAUUAUCGCAAGUAUGUAUUUGUCGCUGUUGCAAACUGAAGUGUUCUCUCUCUCUUUCUCUCCUAUUUUAUCGGUUUCUUCGUUCUAUGCAAUCUCUUCAUACUUGAGUCUGUCCUUAAUGCUGAGGUACAGAGUUGUAGCUCAUCGAUUUAGAGAGAUAAUUUUCAACCAGUUGGUCAUGGGUCGAAUCCCGCUCCACCUAAGGAGAUUUGGUCAGCAAGGCGUUUCACACCUGUGCACAGGGUAGCUAACUAUAUUUUGAUCAACAGUUCAGUCAUAGCUGGUCACUGAUAUUUGUUCACAAAUAAUAUGCUUUGAUGUAUGGAGAUUCCAGUAUCCGUAAUUUUGUAGUCAGUUUAAUAAGCUAGUUUUUAUGAUUACAUACAUUUCAUUAGUUUCAUUUGAAUUCACUUCAAUGGUUCACUCUAAGCAUUAAUAAUAAUAUUUUACUAUCUCAGAACAACAUAUAAUUUUUACACAAUCACAUCGUUUUCUCCUUUAAAAAUUAUGAACAACUUGGCUCAGGUAUGUAUUCUCUCUUUUCAUCUUCAACUUAGAAAAUGUGUGAAGAUCUAUGGAAUUGGCAAGUGAAAAAUCCACAAGGUUAUCUAACUGUUCUGCAGUCUGGUGAUAAAUAAAUAAUUGAUAAUUUCUCAGGCUUUCUUGAAUUAUCUCUUCAUUAUUUCCUUUUUCUUUCUUUGAUGUAUUAUUUUUUAAUUUUAUUUUGUUUUUUCACGAAAGUGAACUGUGUUUUUCCUAAGAUCAUUUGUUUGUAUCAGGUUUUGUCUCUCUUCUUUUCUAAUGUUGAUUUUACUUAAUAUGUGAUGUUUAGAAUAAACUGCUUUUGAUGCUU